AUGAACGCUGCUGCGGAGCUCGGCAGCUCCUCCACCCCGCCAAACUCAAACACGGGUGCGGUGGUUGAUACGGUGGCGGGUGAAGGUGGCGAGGGCGAGACAAACGAAGGCACGCCCGAGAGCAACCAGCAGCAAGGCUCGAACAGCAGCACUGAGGGCGUGCCGGUACUCGGCGCGAAACUCGUCCCCCACAAGAACGGGGAGGUAGUAGCGAAGGUGGAUGCCGACAUCGCUGCUGCUGUGGAUAACUUCCAAGCGCCCCCGGCUUAUGUAACGAAGGGCGUCCGCGUCGAGGGGUGUCACAGAACUUCUGUGAAAUCUCUGCAGGGCACGAACCACAGGUACAACUGCCUGGCAAGCGCACACUUAAAGUACUCGCUCGGAAUGUACCCGGAGGAGAGCGAACGCACGAACCGCAGGCUGCUGCACCCCGAGCGAGAUAGCGUCGUGAGUGCAACACCUGAGGAGACAAGAGAGACCCGCCAAGAAAUGGUGGAUGGAAUGGCAGCAGUUGCUUUCGCUGAGGACUACGGUCAGUUAAUGACCAACACGGUGUCCGAGGAAGAAUGCUACUCAAAUCUCAACUUCGACAAGGGUUUCUACCGAAAGCGCACCUCCUCAUCCGGUCGAGCUACAAGACGCAAACCAGUGGAGACUGUGCGAGAGGUGGUAGGGGACAUCCACAAACAACUGGGGUAUGAUUAUUUGGCGGUAUGUCAGCUGGCGUUGGUAGCUGAGGUGAAGGAGUGGAAUAUCGUGGUCUGGGAAGCAAAAGCUGGAGGUGGGCUUCGAAUCGUGGAAGUAGGCAAGACCACGGGCUGUUUCGUUGGCAAUCUGGGAAGGAUUUUCUGCACCUUGUGUACAAUGACUGCGGGGGCUACGGUGCAGAUAAACUCGUGCCGUGGGCAUUGCCGUACAUGCUCGCACGGGGUUUCCUCCGGCGAGUCUGUUUUUGGGCAAAGGAAGGCUGCAGACGAUUUUUUCCCGUGUCCAACCACAUCGGACAAGCGUUCGACGAAACACCGGGGCUCUCCCAUUGCUCUCGACACUGAUGAUGAUAACGAAACCGAGACAAACAGCAGCGUGCGAUCUCCCCGUUCUGCUGGAGGUGCCCGGUCAGUCACAACCGCACCCACCGGCGUAUCAAAGCCGGAGGCGCCGCCGGGGAAAGCGGCAAUCAAGCCCGCCACACUUCCUUCUGCCAGCAGCAUGCCGGCGACGACCGGGGCGAAUGAGUCGCCGACGCCGGCGGAAACGCCAACGAAGCUCUCCAGCAGCAAAGCGCAAGAGCUGUCUUCAGAUGCGGCGAAGUCGGGGACGCUAGAAGGAGGUGCUGCCGGCGUAGAUCCGUCGAAAAAGAAGCAUGGAAAGCGCAAGCGCCGCGAGACUUGCCAUGCUUUAUUCGCCAGCGGGAACAGGCAAGGGCAGCGCUGCGGGGCCGAGGCGAAAUCUCCCUGUGGUGUGCUCUGUAGCAUGCACAGUAAGAAGGGUGGCCAAAACCGUACUUGCGGUAGGGGUGAAAACGGCCGUGAUGACGAAACGGAAUACGUACAGGACCCUGAGGGGGACGAGGAGAUGAGUGACGGGGGUAGCGACGGCGAGUUUCCGUGGGACUUGGCAGACUAUGACGAGCCGUCCGUGACCAUAAAAAGCCCUGAGCAGAUCAACGCUAUGGUGGACAAGGGUGGCCAAAACCGUACUUACGGUAGGGGUGAAAACUGCCGUGAUGACGAAACGCAAUACGCACAGGACCCUGAGGGGGACGAGGAGAUGAGUGACGGCGGUAGCGACGGCGAGUUUCCGGGGGACUUGGCAGACUACGACGAGCCGUCCGUGACUAUCAAAAGCCCUCAGCAGAUCAACGCUAUGGUGUACAAGAUACCGGAGGGCUGGGGAAAGGCGGCCCUGAAGUUCGUCUUCGAGUUUGUGCAACACAUACAUGACUUCCGAAACGACCGCAAGAAAAAGAACAUGGCCAAGUCGAAGGUCCAUCAGGAUGCUCCGGAGGGGGGUGGUGAGGAAGGCGAGGAGGAGAAGGGCGAGGAGGGGCUAGAUACCGCCGACGAGCACGUCUGGAUAACACGCGGCAUGAAAGAUGCAGAUCGUACGGCUGGAUACGACGGCGGCCAAUGCAGCGGUAAGGAUGCCCGUGGUGGAGAUAGCGGUGGAGACUGCGACAGCAGUAGGAGAAGCACCGUGCGGAAUAGGCGUGAGGGAGAGGGUGCAGCAGAUAACGACAGCAGUCAUACCGGAGCGGGGGGCGGUGCUGCGGGCUCAUUUGGGGGUGAUGGGUUUGAUUUUGACGGUGAAGGCUCCUACCGAGGAGACGGGCGCGGGUACUACGAUUGCCACCGUAAUAAAGUGGGAGAGGGACACGAUUUGAAGUUCAAACCGUCGAAGAAAACAUUGGGUGCGCUGCCGAUGUUUGACCCCGAGAAGCUGGGCAGGUGCUCGGCGGAUGGACUAGGGGAGCUGGCGUUCACGUUCUUCUGCAUCAUGUUCCCGGCGGCGGUGAUCUCACACCUGGUCCUGAAGGACAGGAGCAGCGUCACCGCGACAAGAAAGAGAAGAAAGGUCCAGUUGGCGGAGCUGCAGGACCACUGGAGCUAUCACUCCUUCCACGACUGCAAGCUCGUCCGUGCUUGCCUUCCGCGAGACAUGUUCCUCCUGACCUACGGCCGUUUUUUUCACAUGGCAAGCUCGGCGGCUCCAAAACGAUUGCAGGACGGGACCGUUUGA
Messenger RNA from Ectocarpus sp. CCAP 1310/34, 2739 nucleotides. The record is from the annotation of a GenBank genome assembly. Lineage: Eukaryota; Phaeophyceae; Ectocarpales; Ectocarpaceae.